This is a messenger RNA of Cavia porcellus (domestic guinea pig), 3214 nucleotides long. RefSeq names its product eukaryotic translation initiation factor 2 subunit gamma (gene Eif2s3). Gene Ontology annotation, cellular component: eukaryotic translation initiation factor 2 complex; cytosol. The coding region runs from base 133 to 1551 and encodes 472 amino acids. The record is from RefSeq and is a predicted model, not a curated record. NCBI's taxonomy places the organism in Eukaryota, Metazoa, Chordata, Mammalia, Rodentia, Caviidae. The transcript is spliced from 12 exons. Gene Ontology annotation, biological process: formation of translation preinitiation complex. Gene Ontology annotation, molecular function: translation initiation factor activity; tRNA binding; GTPase activity.
CUGCGGUUGCACCCGUAUCCUUUCCAGGCCUCGGCUUUGUCGCCUUCUCCGCCUCCGCCUCCUCGCACCGCCCGCGGGGGCCUGAGUACUGUCAGGCGGUGGCCGCAGGAAGUUCCGUCCUCUCUGGGCAAGAUGGCUGGGGGUGAGGCUGGAGUGACUCUGGGGCAGCCGCACCUUUCUCGCCAGGAUCUCGCCACCUUGGAUGUCACCAAGUUGACGCCACUUUCACAUGAAGUUAUCAGCAGACAAGCCACAAUUAAUAUAGGUACCAUUGGUCAUGUAGCUCAUGGGAAAUCCACAGUUGUAAAAGCCAUUUCUGGAGUUCACACUGUCAGGUUCAAAAAUGAACUAGAAAGAAACAUUACAAUCAAGCUUGGAUAUGCUAAUGCUAAGAUUUAUAAACUUGAUGAUCCAAGUUGUCCUCGACCAGAAUGCUAUAGAUCAUGUGGAAGUGGUACACCUGAUGAGUUUCCUACAGACAUUCCAGGGACCAAAGGAAACUUCAAAUUAGUCAGACAUGUUUCCUUUGUCGACUGUCCUGGCCAUGACAUUUUGAUGGCGACCAUGCUGAACGGUGCAGCAGUGAUGGAUGCAGCUCUCCUGUUGAUCGCUGGUAAUGAAUCUUGCCCUCAGCCUCAGACUUCUGAACACCUAGCUGCAAUAGAAAUCAUGAAACUGAAGCAUAUUUUGAUCCUACAGAAUAAAAUUGAUUUGGUAAAAGAAAGCCAGGCUAAAGAACAGUAUGAACAGAUCCUUGCAUUUGUACAAGGUACAGUAGCAGAAGGAGCCCCCAUUAUUCCAAUUUCUGCCCAGCUGAAAUAUAAUAUUGAAGUUGUCUGUGAGUACAUAGUAAAGAAAAUACCAGUACCUCCUAGAGAUUUUACUUCAGAACCUCGACUUAUCGUUAUUAGGUCAUUUGAUGUGAACAAACCUGGUUGUGAAGUUGAUGACCUUAAAGGAGGUGUGGCUGGUGGUAGUAUUCUAAAGGGAGUACUUAAGGUGGGCCAGGAAAUAGAAGUCAGACCUGGUAUUGUUUCCAAAGAUAGUGAAGGAAAACUCAUGUGUAAGCCAAUCUUUUCCAAAAUUGUAUCACUUUUCGCGGAACAUAAUGAUCUUCAGUAUGCUGCUCCCGGGGGUCUUAUUGGAGUUGGUACAAAAAUCGACCCCACCCUGUGCCGAGCUGACAGAAUGGUGGGGCAGGUCCUUGGUGCAGUUGGAGCUUUACCUGAGAUAUUCACGGAAUUAGAAAUUUCAUAUUUCCUCCUUAGACGGCUUCUAGGUGUACGCACUGAAGGUGACAAGAAAGCAGCAAAGGUCCAAAAGCUGUCCAAGAACGAAGUGCUGAUGGUCAACAUAGGAUCUUUGUCAACAGGAGGGAGAGUUAGUGCUGUCAAGGCUGAUUUGGGCAAGAUCGUUCUGACUAAUCCUGUGUGCACAGAAGUGGGAGAAAAAAUUGCCCUUAGCCGAAGAGUUGAAAAGCACUGGCGUUUAAUUGGUUGGGGUCAGAUAAGAAGAGGAGUGACAAUCAAGCCAACCAUAGAUGAUGACUGAAGAGUCCCAGUUAAAUAAUACAUCAAGAUGCAGCUGGAAUUUGUCUGAACAACUAGGGGUAUAUUUUCAAAGCGAUACUAGGAAAUAAUUUCACAGCUCGUUACCUUAGUAGGUAGCUCUAAGGUUAUACUCAUUUUUGGGUGAUGAAAAUCUAACCUCUAGUACUCAUCAUAAGAUCUACAAUAAACUUAAAAGUUGGCAUAAUGUUGGAUUGCAUCUACAUUUUAACAGAAGUAAAGCAUUUCCAAAUCAGUCUAAUUUAUACAUCCAAUCAGAUUUGAAAUGAAACUGCUACCAAUCAGCCUUCUCUAUAGCACACGUGCCAUGGAACCUGUCUGAAAUAAAAUUUUUCUUCUUUUUCAUGAUUCAUCUUUGAAUAGCUCUAGGCUAAAGGACUGUUAAUGCCAGUAAAAACUGGAAGAUAUAAAUACUCCUUAAAAACCAAGUCUUCUUUGUUAGGACUCAUAUUUUAUGUUGCUUUUUUAAAACAAUUGUUUUUAUUAGUACAUGUUUACAGUACAUGAUUAUAUUUACCAGGAGUUGGUAUGUAUACAUAGCAUAUCCUAACUCUUGGAAUGCUUGUCCCACCGAUGCACCUCUCCCUUAUUCUUUUGGACUGAGAUAUAGGCAACCGGAGCUGGAAGUUCUCACCCUCUCCCUGUGGUGCCCUGCAAUUAUUUCUGCAUUGGUUUACACCUAAAACCUGAGAGUCUUCUAUUGGAAAAAGCAUUGUAGCGAAUAGUUAUGGACAGCUAACAAAGAAGCUCGCUCGGGCUUUUUGUCCUGCAUAGUUGUUUAGUUUAGUGUUGUAUCUUGUUUUUAUGGUGCUGGGGAACCCCUAGGGCCUCAGGCAUGUUGGACAAGCACUCUAGCACUGAGCUCUCCUCUACCCCAAGCCAUUUUUGUUUUUUUAAUUGUUUACUUGCUAGGAUUGCGACUUAGAGUGUAAUAGUGAUCUUUGGACCUUGCAAGAGGUCAAGAGUAAAAGAUGGUAGAAACAAAGAGUGAGUCAUUUUGAUUCUUUUUUAAAUAAAUCUUUCUACCAAUACUUUUCAUAGGCUAUUCUUUUAUCCAUUUCUAUUUAUUUAUGUCUUUGCUUCAUUAGAGAUUCUUUUAGAGCAGUGACUCCUAACGGGGUGACAUUAGAAUUGCUAGGCAAGGGGCUGGGGGUUUAGCUCAGCGGCAUAAGCGCCUGCCUUGCAAGCAGGCAGUCGUGAGUUCGAUCCCUGGUACCGAUAAAAACGAAAAAGACCAAAAAAAAAGAAUUGCUAGGCAAGCUUUUUAAAAAAGAUGCCCCCACAGAUUUUGAUCUUAAUUGUCUUGGGGUAGAAACCAGUGCAUUGAUAUUUUUUAAAACUAUAAGUUUAGAAAGUUAAGAGGUAGGCAUAUUAAAUAAUAGUAUCUCACUGUGUUUGUGUGAUCUGAUAAAACUAGUUUGCUUUUCUUAACAGUUUGUGUUGAAAUGGGUUUUAAGCCCCAGUCAUUGUAUUGUGCUCUUAGAUGUUGAAACUGCCUUACAGAAGUCCAGAAGCUGUGGCCGUGGGUCAAAGUUUCUAAGUCUUAAGGAAGCAUAUCAAUGUUAUAUUCUUGAUUGACUUUGAAGGGUUAUAUUGUAGCAUGAGGACCACAAUUAAAUAAAAGAAAGUUAUAAAUCAAAAAUUAA